CUCAUAACAAUAUUUUUUUCGUUGGAUUGGAUGCAUGAAUGUCAUUGGUUUUGCAACAACACAAAUGGCCAGACAAUAUUCGAUCGUUGUAUGGAAUGCUUAAGUUGGAGGGGACAACACUGUUUUCAGUGCUUUGAACUAUGA
Messenger RNA from Enterobius vermicularis (human pinworm), 144 nucleotides. NCBI's taxonomy places the organism in Eukaryota, Metazoa, Nematoda, Chromadorea, Rhabditida, Oxyuridae. The record is from the annotation of a GenBank genome assembly.